CCCUCUUUCUUUCUCACACACACUGUCUUUAUUGUAUAAAACAAACAAGGAAAGGAACGUAAAAUCCGAAAUAGAAAAGGGGGCACCUCAUCGAAGCAGACAAGCCCUCCUCUUCCUUCCUCCUCAACUCUCUCUCCAGAUUUCUUAAGGACUACCCAAUUCACCCCACUGUUUCUCUUCUUCUGGUACUUCCUUCUCUUCCCUUUCCGACACCUCGUUCGUUCUCUCUGAUUUGCUCCUUUCUUCUUUCUCUAUCUGGGCAACUCAUCUCGCAUCUUAUAUCCAUUACUUUCAACCGCCAAAUUGGUUGUGGUCUCUUCAGGCUCUCUUUUUUUAAAAAUUGCACGGUGAAGGAAAACCCUCAUGUUGUAUUUUCCUUCUUUCCCAUCUCGCAUCUGGGCUGAUUUCGGAUCCAAACUGCGGAGAAAAUCCUUGAUUUUGGAGCUAGGGUUUUUGGAUUCCAGAUUACGGCCUUAGGGCUUCCGUGAGAAAGGGUAUGGAGGGAUCCGACGAUGAUGGUACCUCCUCUCAGGAAAACCCUAAGGAAUUUCGCGAUGCUGGUUUCUCAGGCAACACGCGGUUUGAUGCUUCCCAAUAUGCAUUUUUUGGGAAAAAUGUUGCUGAAGAAGUUGAAUUGGGUGGUUUGGAUGAUGCUGAUGAUUUACUUGUCGGAUUUGAUGAUGAGGAAUAUCGAUUUUCUUCAAUUGGAGAGAGAGAGGAGGUUGAAGGCAUGGAAGGUUUUUCUGAGCUUGAUGAUCUUGCCACUACAUUUAUGAAGCUAAACAAGGCUGAUGAGGAGCCAAGGAGCAUAGAGAGCAUUGGAAAUCGUGAGUUUUUGUCCAGAGAAAGUUCAUCUGCAGCUGAUUGGUCACGGGAACCAGAUAUUUCAAAUUGGGCAGACCAGAAUAUGAUGGAUUCUAGUAGUACCCAUUUGGGAAAGAGAUGGUCAUCUCAGCCGCAUCCAUCCUCGGUGCAACUCACUGAAUCAAAAGAACAACUGUAUAGAACUUCAUCUUACCCUGAACAACUACAACAUCAUCCUCAUUCUGACCCCAUUCUUGUGCCCAAGUCAUCCUUCAACUCGUAUCCUCCACCUGGUGGUCAGCUCCAUGCUUCACCUAAUCAGUCGCAAUUUUCUCCUGGAAAUCCUCUGUCUUUUGCUGGACCGAUCAUUUCCCAUCCUCCCUACGGAAUGCACUCUGGUAAUGCCAUGCCUCAUCAGUUCUUUCCUCAUGGACUUCCAAAUAAAAAUGGAACCCAUCAAAAUAAUUGGGUGAACCAGAGAAGUGUAUUCUAUGAAAAUCAUGUGCCACCUUUGCCUGGUAUCGUGCAUCAGCAGUUACCGUCCAAUGGGUUGAUGUCUUCACAGUUACUGCAGCAGCAGCAGCAAAGACUGCAUUCUAUGCAGGCACCCAUGUCUCAUUAUCCUGUGGUUCAGCAGCAGUUAUUUAAUGUGCAUUCGUCUCCUCCAUCUCACAUGAUGAACAAGUGUGAACCUAUGUUGGGGAUGCCAGAUCUUAGAGAGCAAAGACAAAAACCGUACCACUGGGGGCGCCAACAAGCAGCCAAUACGCGAUUUGGUCCAUCAAGCUUUGAUACAAGUGGCCAACGAAGUGAUAAUGGUUGGCCUCAAUUUCGUUCAAAGUACAUGUCAGCUGAAGAGGUUGAGAACAUUCUUAGAAUGCAGCAUGCUGCUACUCAUUGCACUGAUCCAUAUAUAGAUGAUUACUACCAUCAAGCAUGCCUAGCCCAAAAGUCUGCUGGAUCAAGGGUGAAACACCAUUUUUGCCCUUCACAUUUGAGGGAUAUGCCUCCACGUGCACGUGCAAAUUCAGAACCACAUGCCUACUUGCAGGUUGAUGCACUUGGGCGUGUUCCAUUUUCUUCUAUCCGAAGGCCUCGUCCUUUGCUUGAAGUUGAUCCACCUUCAUCAUCAAAUGAUAUCACCUUUGAUCAAAAGCCUAUUGAGAAACCUCUUGAGCAAGAGCCUAUGCUUGCAGCUAGGAUCAUGAUUGAAGAUGGACUUUGUCUUUUACUGGAUGUUGAUGAUAUUGACCGUGUGUUGCAAUUUACUCAGCCACAAGAUGGUGGUGCCCAUCUUCGACGGAGGAGGCAGGUUCUUUUGGAGGGGCUAGCUGCCUCUUUGCAACUGGUUGAUCCACUUGGCCAUAGCAAAGGCAGCCAUCCUGUCAACUUGGCACCAAAGGAUGACCUUGUAUUCUUGCGCUUGGUGUCUCUUCCAAAGGGUCGUAAGCUUCUUGCCAGGUAUCUCCAUCUCCUUGUCCCUGAUGGAGAGCUGACACGGAUUGUUUCCAUGGCUAUAUUCCGUCACCUGAGGUUUCUAUUUGGUGGCCUACCAUCAGAUCAAAGUGCCGCAGAAACGACUACUGCUCUGGCUAGGACCGCCUCUGCAUGUGUGUGCAGCAUGGAUCUCAGUUCAUUGAGUGCUUGCCUUGCUGCAGUUGCCUGUUCAUCAGAGCAACCACCUCUGCGCCCACUUGGAAGUUCUGCCGGUGAUGGUGCUUCCAUCAUCUUGAAAUCUGUUCUUGAUAGAGCAACGGAUCUCUUUACUGACCCUCACAUGGCUGCCACAUACAACAUGUCUAAUCGUGCUCUUUGGCAGGCAUCAUUCAAUGCCUUCUUUAAGUUACUCACUAGUUAUUGCCUGAGUAAGUAUGACAGCAUCAUCCAUUCAUUGAUCGUCCAUGCUGCCAACACACCGGCUGUUGGGGCUGAGGCAGCAAAAGCAAUAAGCAGGGAAAUGCCAGUCGAAUUGCUUAGGGCCAGCAUUCCACACACAAAUGAGCAUCAGCGCAAGUUGCUGUCAGAUUUCGCACAGCGGUCCAUGCCUGUUUCUGGUUUCCAUGGACAUGUAAGCUCAGAAUCUGUGCAGGGAUAAGAAAUGCAGUUGCAUUUGAACGAGAGUUCGUGGAUGCAAGCUAUUUUGCUUCUUGUCCAGCUGUUGCAAAGGCUGCACAGGGCUGCUCCAGAUGCACAUGCCAAAAUGAAAGAAUAAGCCUUCAGCGAGUCUUAUUUAAUGUUGUUUUCUUUAAUUUUUAAAACUCAUCUUGCGUCCUCUGAAAUGUCCUCAUUUUAAAAGUGGAUAAAAAACUUUUAGGAGGCUGGUCGCCUUUGUGAGAGCUGUAUUUUGGUGCUCUGAAUUUAAAAUUGCAGGCAGUAAAGUGGGAACAGUAUGUACAGGGGCCGAUAUCAUUUGGAUGCCCUUUUCUGUGUUUUUCUUUUCUCGUUUCUUGGAAGAAAAUGGUUAGCGUCAGUUGGACAUGGUUCUGAUAUCGUCAUCGCUGAGUUUUUUUUAGGGGUGAUAUGUAUAUUAGAGCAGAACCAGGCUUUCUUGUAUCGGAAUCGGAGUUUGUUGGCUGCAUUUUCAUCUUUCUGUACCACUAGACAGGGUAAUGUGGAGUGUUAUUUCUUUAUUUUCA
This is a messenger RNA of Nymphaea colorata (pocket water lily), 3440 nucleotides long. Its product is annotated as protein PAT1 homolog. NCBI's taxonomy places the organism in Eukaryota, Viridiplantae, Streptophyta, Magnoliopsida, Nymphaeales, Nymphaeaceae. Gene Ontology annotation, biological process: P-body assembly; deadenylation-dependent decapping of nuclear-transcribed mRNA. Gene Ontology annotation, molecular function: RNA binding. The transcript is spliced from 5 exons. Bases 497 to 2899 code for a protein of 800 amino acids. The record is from RefSeq and is a predicted model, not a curated record. Gene Ontology annotation, cellular component: P-body.